Messenger RNA from Ooceraea biroi (clonal raider ant), 1283 nucleotides. RefSeq names its product exosome complex component MTR3. Gene Ontology annotation, biological process: rRNA catabolic process; nuclear mRNA surveillance; U4 snRNA 3'-end processing. Lineage: Eukaryota; Metazoa; Arthropoda; Insecta; Hymenoptera; Formicidae. Gene Ontology annotation, molecular function: RNA binding. The record is from RefSeq and is a predicted model, not a curated record. Gene Ontology annotation, cellular component: nucleolus; nuclear exosome (RNase complex); cytoplasmic exosome (RNase complex).
UAAUGAUAAGUUGUGGAAUAGAAAUCAGCGGAACGCUGAUCGUAUAUCUUGAUUACUGCACUUAAACGUUCUUUAUACUUGUCUGAACUAUCUUGUCCUCGCUUACACUAGUUCAGUUUAGUGCAGUGCAGUAUGAACUUAGUACAGCAAUAAAGAACAAACCUCAUGUUUUCGGUCACGUGACGGCAAUGCCGUCACGGCAUUAGAAUUCAGGCGAUAUUCAACAAUUGUGUUGACGCCGCGGUACAUUCAAUAUAGGUGCAAUGCCAAUCGAUCAAAAACGCAUUAACGGGCCGGAAGCCUCCGUUCCGUAUGAUAUUUAUAUCCAUUCCGAACUGAAGGACAAUGGGAUACAGUCUAAUGGCUCGAAAAGGCAAGACGGCCGCUCAAACAAUGAGCUCAGGAACAUAUUUUUGAAGGCGGGUAUAAUCACCGAGGCGAAGGGCUCCGCAUAUAUCGAAAUGGGCAACACGAAAGUCGUCUGCUCGGUAUUCGAUCCCAGGGAAAUACCCAAUAAGACCGAUUACUCCGUGAAAGGGGAACUCUACUGCGAGUUCAAAUUUGCACCCUUCUCCCAUCGUAAACGGAAGAUGCAUCAGCAAGAUGCCGAGGAGAAGGAGUACAGUUCGAUACUGCAACGAGCGUUGGAGCCAGCGGUGUGUCUGCAAGAGUUUCCCAAUUUCCAAAUAGACAUUUACACAGUGGUUCUAGACAACGGAGGAUCUGCCCUGGCUGCGGCGAUAACGGCAGCUAGUCUAGCUUUAGCGAACGCUGGCGUGCCGAUGUUCGGUUUGGUCACCGCAUCUACCAUUGGUAUCUGCGAUGAUAGGUAUUUGGUGGAUCCAACCGACGCGGAAGAAGAAUUUUGUUCCACGAAAUCUUCCUCAGACGCGUCUCAUAAUCAUGGAACUAUCGUACAAGCUAUUCUCCCGCAACAUGGUCAGACUUCCGAAAUGUUCGUAACCGGGAACAUUGACGUGGACACGAUAGUGCAUUCUAUAGAUCUUUUAAGUGAAGCUCAUAAGAAUAUUUGUCUCUCGGUGGAACAAUGUCUCGUGAAGAGCGUAUUCAAAGCAUUCCAUCCGAAUAUUAAAAAAAGAGAGAAAAAAUAAACUAGUCAUUUUUAAGUUCUCUUGUGUUUUAUUAGAUAUCUAUUGUAUAUUUCUGUUAUACAUUCUCAUAUAUGUUCUCACAAUCACUUUAUUUUAAGUCAACAAUUUAUUGAUUACAGCUAUACUUUUUUUUAUGUAUUUUCUAUUAGCGAAAUAAAUAUAUGGAUUGUG